Paramecium pentaurelia is the source of this 285-nucleotide messenger RNA. The record is from the annotation of a GenBank genome assembly. NCBI's taxonomy places the organism in Eukaryota, Ciliophora, Oligohymenophorea, Peniculida, Parameciidae.
AUGAGGAAUUAAUCUAAUUUAUUGAAUAAUUCAAUUAUAUUAGCUGAUAUUAUUUACUACCUUCAAGAUUAAGCAACAUAUUAUACUGCAAUUUACACUGGUUUAAAGACUCUAUUCAGUAAUUAAUAUAGUAAUGAAAUAUUUGAAAAAAACAUUAUCAUAUUACUUUUAAAUUAACUUACUUCAUCUUAAAAUCUUAAAGAAUAUGAUUAAUAUCAAUUAGAUAAAUAUUAAUUCUUCUUAAUCUUAAAUAUAAGAUUUGUUAACUAUUAAAAAUGGGUAUGA